UGGGCCAUGCAUGUAUUAUUUUAAACUGUGCCACUUGUGACUUUGCUCUACUGAAACAUUAACACAAAAUGUAACUAUGAUCAUGGAGAGGACAUGGUUAGACUUGGCAACAAGAGCAUGUUGGCACAUCUGGGAGUCAGACAACAAUUUCCUUUAAAACACUUCCUCGACAACAACGGACACGAUCGGUGUAAAUUAAAGGCCAAUUCACAUCAAACUAAGCUCACAAUAGCUGGACCCCGGGGAGGGUUAAUUUGCUAACUUUCAAAACAACUGCAGGAGUAACAUCGGAUUGAACAAGGUCAUGCGUGUGAUCAUCAGAUCUCUUUAGAUUAGCAGUUGGGGUUCGUUAUAGUGAGCCAGAAACAGUCCUGUCCCUUGCCUUUUUCGGGGUGGAAGAACCCGUUCCUGGUCACCCGAGACCUGUUUGUUGAGAACAGGUCGCCAUGGCGUCCUCUUCAUUCGACACCAGAGGUAUCGCUCUUUGUCCAUGAAGUUGCACCAGGUGGUGUGUUGCCUUGGGAACACAUCCUUAGAGGAUUCCAACAGGUGCACAGGGUUUUAGGGCUCUCCCAGAACCACACCUGAAACCUCUGCCUCUACUUUACACAUGAAGCAGCUGUGUCUUCUUCAUGUUUUUCACAGAGGACCACUGCAAAGCGAAAACCCAUGACGGCAUAACGCAGGCGGAGAGCUACGGAGACAGAGAAGAGUGACCUCUUUGUCAGUUCAACUGGACAGAGAAUAAAGAUGCAGCACAUGGUGGCAAAAAUAAGGCGUCACUUCAACACUGCCUACAUCACUGCAGUCAUUCUGUUUGGAUUUCUUGUGUCAUUCAAUGAAGACGUUGCCAUGGCGAUGGUGGUGACCUCCUCGGGGCCCCAGACUCUGCAGAAGGCCCAUGGGGACGCUGUGACCUUGGGGUGCACAUACUCGCCUGGGCCCCUGGACAUGGGGGAUCUGGACAUUGAGUGGUCUGUCAUCAGCCCUGACACCACCCAGAAAGACCAGCUGGUUAUCUCCUACACAGGUGGGAGGAAGUAUGUCCAUAGCAACCCUGCGUUAAUGACGGGGCUGGACUUUGCUGCAGGAAACCCGGCGAACGGAGACGCGUCCCUCUCCAUCAGCGCUGUCUCCGCUGCCAACAGCGGCAUCUACCAGUGCAAGGUGAAGAAAGCACCAGGGGUGGACAUGCGCAAAAUCUCCCUGGUAGUCAUGGAGCGUCCAUCUGCACCCAGGUGCUGGGUUGAGGGGGGCGAGGCCGUGGGGGGGCCGCAGUCGCUCCACUGCAGGUCUGCCCAUGGGACCCCUCCGUUGGCCUACCAGUGGAAGAGAGAGAUCGGAGGGCCAAUCCCCUCUGCAGCUACUCAGGACUCUCUGACAGGGGAACUGAAGAUUAGUAAUCACUCUGAAAGCUUUGUUGGGAUCUACACCUGUCAGGUGAGCAACGUUGUGGGAAAAGAACACUGCAAGAUCAACCUGCGGGCCCUCAAACCGCCCAGUAAAGCUGGAAUUGUGGGCGGGACGGUGGUGGGGGUCCUUCUGCUCGUCAUCAUCCUCCUGAUCGUCGUCUGGCUAGUGGUCUACAGGCGGCAGCCGCGCUACGACAAGGAAGUGUCCAAUGAGAUCAGAGAGGAUGUCCCGCCCCCUGAGAGCCGUCCAACCAGCCGCGUCUCCAGCCACCACAGGGGAGUGGCCUACAGUCCGGUGGGUGGAGCCUCUCAGCUGCCGUCCUCCUCGAGCACAAGCUUCUCCGCCACCAAGUACGAGUACGACAGCCGCUUUGGCUACGCCGUCUGAGCGGACUGGGUUCCCGAACUGUUCUCUGACCGUUGGGUCACCAGGACUACCACUGCUCACUCCGUCUGACAGGUCAAAGGUCAACCACCGGACACUCUGCCAAUCAGGUCCAUGUUUUGCCAUGGUAAAGGUCUCAGGAUGUGAUAUAAACUCCUACACUCCUGGACAUAGGAGGUCUGUAUGGUUUUAAAGCAACUUACCAAACACGUUUUUGAAUACAAUAUUACAUACAAUAGUACAACACAAAGUGUAUAUCAAUAUCCAAUACCAAUAGUGUGAAUGUGUUCAUUUGCCUUUAUCAGAACAAUCCCAUAGUAAUCUAGGAGAGUAUCUAACUUUAUUGCGUGUCAAUAAAGAAUAUUGACUUUCAUGUAUAUUUUUGUUUGUAUUUGAAUGCAUUGUAAAUAGAUUUUACAUUCUUGAGUAAAACAUGCAAGUUUUUCUGAA
Molecule: messenger RNA, 2247 nt
Organism: Alosa sapidissima (American shad)
Lineage: Eukaryota; Metazoa; Chordata; Actinopteri; Clupeiformes; Clupeidae
Gene: vsig8a
Product: V-set and immunoglobulin domain containing 8a
Exons: 10
Coding region: 751-1800 (349 amino acids)
Source: RefSeq, a predicted model, not a curated record